Messenger RNA from Oldenlandia corymbosa var. corymbosa, 735 nucleotides. NCBI's taxonomy places the organism in Eukaryota, Viridiplantae, Streptophyta, Magnoliopsida, Gentianales, Rubiaceae. The record is from the annotation of a GenBank genome assembly.
AUGUCCGCGUGCUAUGAAGGUGAGCUCGACUGGGAGCUGAGUCAAACAGAGUGGGACAAAUUUCAGGAAACUUUAAAGGAGUUGGAGCAAAGAGUUGAACAAAUACAAGGGCUCCAAAAGUUGAAUGAAAUCUCAGAAAGGAAGGAAGAGCAAUUUUCUCAUCAGAAUUUAGUCCUAUCAGUGGAGGUGAAGGAGGUAAAGGAAGAACCAAAGUUGGAGAUGCAACCACCACCAUAUCAGAAACCACCUCCUUAUGUUCCACCUCUGCCAUUCCCACUCAGGGGAGUGACAAAACACACUUCCUCAAGUGGCGUUAAAAACUCUGCCAAGCAGAAAGUUGUGCAACAAGAUUUUAGUAACCCACUUGAUGAGGAGUUGUGUUUAGAGGGACUGUUUGCUGAAGGUGAGCCGUGUUCAAGAUUUCAUGAGACUCUUUCUCCAGAAAGAGAGAUAAUUGACUCGGAGGAUACAACUUUGUUUACGAAUGAAGAAGAGUCAAUUAUCUCCCUUGAUGAGAGUCAUGUGGGCAGAGGUAAGGGUGAAUUCACUUGGGGUGUGCAAAUAGAGUAUAUUGAUUUCGAUCAAUGUCAAACCAAGAAGGACCCCGAGAUGUUGGAAGAGUGGAGCAAGAAAGAUUUUCCUCUAUGUUGGAUGAUUCAAAAGUAUGCUUCCUGGAGGCAUGAUAGGCUAAUUGAUGGCACAUUCUUGUGGUAUCAAGAUGGCUAUUCUAAGUGA